AUGGCAACUCUCAUCGUCCAAACAUCUGAGUCGAUCGCCUCGGCGCCUAACCUCAGCACCCUGCAGCCACCAACAUUGACAUCAUGGGAAGGCGUGAUGCUUGUUGUGUUGGUAGUGAAUUUAGUGUGGACUAGCCUGCUCGGCAGUGGGCUUGCUUGUUCUCCCAUUGGUCUCAACAGAAGAUCGUCUCCACAUUUAGAUACUGCGUUUCUCCUUGGCAACUCCGGAUCAGCAUCUCUCUUCCAUGACACGACGUGUAAGAACCUUUGUGUGGCACACAUGCGCUCACUCAUCGCCUCUCCAGAUUAUUUGGCUUCUUGUCACAGCCUUUGUUAUGCAGACGAUGCUGAUAUGCCAUAUGAAGGACCUCGCAACACGUCUGCCUAUCCUCACGCUCAUCACCCUCCAGUCAUUGCAGCCUUUUGGAUAGCUGCCUUUAAUGUCAACUCGCAGACAGCACGAGUACAGCUUGUAUUGCUUCUCACCUUGAUAUUCGGCGUCUCCCUGGGCAUCUGUCUCGCUUGCUGUGGCUUCAUGGUCCCAAAGUGUUUCAUUUUGCCUUCACAAGACUCCGAGCCAGGUCGACUCUGCCGCAAGCUCUUGACUGGUAAGACUGCCAUCGAGCCUCGCCAAUACUUCGAUAACUCAUAUAUCCCAGGGACUGUGGCCAGUGGCUUCGUGCUCACUUCAUUUAUGGUCAUGAACCUAAUACAUUUCCUCGAUUCGCCUUUUAUUCUACAACCUAUGGUCCAUAUUGGACUGUCGAAGGCAUACAUGACUGCUCUGGCCUACCUCCUUUACACGAGCGAGCGUGAUAUCACGCCAGAGAACGACCGGUCUCCAUGUACUGACGCCCAGUCAUUCCCUCCUGGCACCUCGGGAUUCUUCGCAACCGAUGUCAUCUCUUAUACGGUGAAUGGUUCCCAGACUGCAACGCACGCCGUCAAAAGUGAAACUGCUCAAAUAGCGGGCACCAUGAUGAUACGUUAUUUUCGUCGCUCCGUUCCUUCGCUCUCUAGUAUUCCGUAUAAUCUGGCCAUGAAUAAUGCUAGUAUGGUUGUGGAGUGCCUGCGAUCCUAA
Postia placenta MAD-698-R-SB12 is the source of this 1080-nucleotide messenger RNA. RefSeq lists its product as hypothetical. The record is from RefSeq and is a predicted model, not a curated record. NCBI's taxonomy places the organism in Eukaryota, Fungi, Basidiomycota, Agaricomycetes, Polyporales, Adustoporiaceae. Bases 1 to 1080 code for a protein of 359 amino acids. The transcript is spliced from 10 exons.